This is a messenger RNA of Paecilomyces variotii, 1513 nucleotides long. RefSeq lists its product as hypothetical. Gene Ontology annotation, biological process: fatty acid metabolic process. The transcript is spliced from 2 exons. The record is from RefSeq and is a predicted model, not a curated record. Bases 182 to 1438 code for a protein of 418 amino acids. Gene Ontology annotation, cellular component: mitochondrion. Gene Ontology annotation, molecular function: trans-2-enoyl-CoA reductase (NADPH) activity. NCBI's taxonomy places the organism in Eukaryota, Fungi, Ascomycota, Eurotiomycetes, Eurotiales, Thermoascaceae.
ACGUCAUCCCGGCUAUGGAGAAGCUUCGCUCCGCCUUCCGCUAAAUAAAUAAUGAUAUGAGCGAGUCGUUGCUCCAGUCGCUGCUCCAGACCAGACCAUCAUAGUUAAGACUCGAAUCCAUCUUUCUCUCUCGCAUUCGUGGUCAGUGAACAUUGGUUACUUAUAUCUCCCAACAGUCACCAUGUUCUCUCGGGGCGCGCUUCGAACUGCUGCGAACAGGGUCCGCAGUGUCCCAGCAGCUCCCUUCGGUUUGGGAUCUCCUCUGACCCGAACAUGUCUGGAGCCAACCCGGAGGGCGGUUGCUGGUCAAUCGAUCGAGGGUCGCAGAUUCGUCUCUGCAUACGGCUACCAGCAGGCCAAAGCUCUGGUCUACUCGAAGUAUGGAGAGCCGAAAGACGUGCUCAAGCUCCAUAAGCACUCAAUUGCCCCUCCUCAUGGGUCGCAGGUCACCCUCCGUCUGCUAACUGCGCCGCUGAACCCCGCGGAUAUCAACCAGAUUCAGGGCGUCUACCCCAGCAAACCACCCUUCGAGACCACGCUGGGCACGAGCGAGCCGUCCGCCGUCGCUGGAAAUGAGGGUGCCUUCGAAGUCAUCGCAACCGGUUCCGGCGUCAAGAACCUCAAGAAGGGCGACUGGGUGAUCAUGAAGCGCACGGGGCAGGGCACCUGGCGAACACACGCCCAGAUGGACGAGUCGAAGCUGAUCAAGGUCGACAAGGAGGGUUUGACUCCCCUCCAGGUCGGUACCGUCAGCGUCAACCCCGUGACUGCCUACCGCAUGAUCAAGGAUUUCUGUAACUGGGACUGGCUGCGCGCUGGAGAGGAGUGGCUGAUCCAGAACGGCGCCAACAGCGGCGUCGGACGCGCUGCCAUCCAGCUGUCGCGGGAGUGGGGGAUCAAGACUCUCAACGUAGUUCGAGACCGACAGACCCCCGAGGAGACGGAGGCGUUGAAGAAGGAUCUGUAUGAAUUGGGCGCUACGGCCGUCGUGGCCGAGUCGGAGCUGCUUUCGAGCAGCUUCAAGGAGAUCGUCAAUGAGCUCACCCGCAAGGGCAAGGAGCCCAUCCGGCUGGGUCUCAACUGCGUCGGUGGUAAGAACGCCACGGCACUGGCUAAGGUUCUUGCUCCCGGAUCGCAGCUUGUCACGUACGGUGCGAUGUCCAAGCAGCCAGUGGCCCUGCCGUCCGGACUUUUGAUCUUCAAGGAUUUGGUCUUCAGCGGCUUCUGGGUGAGCAAGUGGGGAGACAAACACCCUGAGUUGAAGGAAGACACCAUCAACGACGUGCUUCGUCUGACGAGGGCUGGCAAAUUCAAGGACAUCCCCGUCCAGGAGGUCAAGUGGACCUUUGACAAGGGCGAAACCGAGCUGGCAGAGGAGGUGAACGGUACCCUGGGUGGUUUCCGCAGUGGAAAGGGUGUGUUUGUCUACGAAGAGUAAAUUAAUGCCUGAUAGUUUCUGUAAGAUUACAGUUGGAUCUUGUUGGAAAUCUCGACGUGGUUCUUAUGUAUAUUC